UUUUUGCCCGAUCGUAGACAACGUAUUUCCAGCAAUUGGAACAUCUAGUAACGUGUCAGUCCUUACCUCUAGAACCCCUCAUAUUUGUUGCCGUCCUUGUUUACUCUUAUUCAGAGCUGAGAAACAUUCUGUGCCAGUACCGUAGCUGAGUUCGGGAACUGUUGAUUGUGAAUACUUGCUACUUAACACGUAUUGCAGGACAUCAUUCCCUUUCUUUUCGAUUCUUCACGGGUUUUGUUGCACGACAUGUUGCACUCGUACGCUUUGUGUUUACAUUAUGCGUUUCUGUCAUAUUUUGAAACAUUGGCGAUGUGAAGUACAUGCCUAGCGCUUUGCAGCAUUAGAAGUUUUGGCCAUCAGUUUAUCGGGCAGUGGACUGAAUGCAUCUUGCAUCAUACAUUUCAGGACCGCCAAACGCUUUAGCAAACAUGACUUCAUUCUACAACGGAGUUCCUCAUUCUUCUAGUGUGAGUGAAAUUUCUACUGCUCCACCAUCACCUGUAUCUUGUGGCACUGGAGCUCCUUCUGCUACUUCACCAGCAAAUGCCUCCAGAUAUGGAGGAGUGGUCGUUCCUAAUAGAGUUUUUGUGGGAGGUAUAGCAUCGAAUACAACUGAGACUGAACUUCAAGAGUUGUUUUCACAGUUUGGUAAUAUUCAAGAAAUAAAAAUUAUCUCUGAUAGAGGUGGUGUAUGCAAAGGUUAUGGGUUUGUAACCUUUGAGACUGAGGAAGAGGCAAAAAAAGUACAACAUCAGCCGGACUCUAUUGUAUUAAAAGAACGUAGGCUUAAUAUUGCUCCUGCUGUAAUGAAACAGCAACCAUUUGCUCGAUCCUACGAUAUUGCUCCUUCUCCUCUGCUAUAUCACAAUGGUACAACAACAUACACGUAUCAAAACGGAAUGGCAUUCUUUGCUGCCCAGGCAACUCAACCUCAGUAUGCCACAAGAGAGGCAGCUUUAUAUUCUGCACCAUUUGGUGCUAACCAAACAACUCCAAACCCAACAUAUCCCCAAAUUAUGUAUGCUCCAUACACUCCUCCAAUGCAAUAUCUGGCUGCAGGACAACAGUAUCAGUACCCUAUGCCUUUUGAUUAUUUUAAGGCAGUUGGACCAACCUCCCAGUACAUUUAUGCUCCACCAAGUGCACUUAAUGGAGCUCUGAACAAUGCCUUGAAUGGCCUGGGGGGCUCUAGUCAGAGCCCUUCACCAGGCUAUGGCCCACCAUCUGCUUCAGGCCCACCUGGAGGUGAACUCUUCUACUCAAAUGGCAUAAGUCACCCCACUCCACUGCAGCUGCCUCACCAAUCAAUGUAUCCCAUGGAACAAUCUCCUGCUCAUUCAGAGGAUUGGAACCCUUCUGAGCAACGGCAAGCUUCUUACACCCCUGUGGUUUCCCUUCGUAAACUACACCAAGAGGGCAGUGUUGAAGAAAUGGAGAUCACGCGUACUCCAUCCAAGAAGUCUUUUCCACCUGGGGGCCCACGUCCCCGUGCACGUCGUCCAGGCCGCCCUGCACCAUCUCCGCCCCAGGGCUCAGGGCGAGGACGGGGCGCUCUAGGGGGCACUCUUGCUGGGCAGCGUUCUGCAUCAUCUCCCCACCUCCCUUCCACUCCCAACUCCUGUCUUCAUCGCUCCACUUCUCUGUCCCCUUCCAACCAGGUAACUCCAGCCUACAGCAGCAUUCGCCAGCCACCACUUCACCAACAGCACCAUCACCAAAGCUUCAAUCCACGCCGAGGAGGAGGCACUGCUAUGCGUAACACUGGUCCAAGAACGUAUAUGGGUAGUGCAAGGGGUAAUCCCCAUCACAAUAAUUCAAAUUACACACCGAGCCAAAUAUUGGGUAGCGUCCCAACCAAUGGGCAAAACUCUGUGUCCAAAUCUACAAGUUCACCAAAGAAUACUGGAGAAUCGGUUAAUGGAACAAAAACUGCCUUGUCAGCUGGAACCAGUCCACCUCCGAGUGUCAAUCACGGCAGUGUUUUGCAGAAGCAGGAAAAAGUUUCAGGAGAUCAAGGUGGUGCUGGAGAUGCUUCUACUAUCCGCCAUGCUUUGCCACUAUCCCCACCCAACACUCCAUUACCUCAAGACACUGGUGCAUCUAUAACAACAGGGGGAAGUGAUGGUGAUAGUAUGUGCCAAAAAAUGAAGACUCUAGCUUUGUGAGUCUGUGGACUCUGUAUGUACUUCAGAUGUAUGAGCUUUCCUUGGAAAAAAGGGCGCAUUAGUUUGUGGCUCUAUGUUCUCAGUACCUGCUCAUGUUCAUGAAGUGUCAUUAAGAACCGUGGACUAGCUCGAUUCCACCUUUGUACAAAUUAGAAUCAAGCUCCACCUGGAAGCUAGUCUUUUCAUCUAUUUCCAAUUUACAUAGCUUGAAGCAAACAAAGGUUUUUUUUUCUAUAUUUUUUUUAUAUUGAUGGUGGCGUUUUAGUUUUAAGAUUAUAUUACUAAUAAGUACCCCUUUAGAUUUAACAUUACCUUACAUUGUGCCAUGAAAAUUAGUGAUCAGGCAACAGAACAUUUGAGUGCUACAAACUUUUGUACUUCUGCUUGGAAUUUUAAUGUUCAUACAUAUGAAUGCUGUUUAUAGAACUGUUAGAAAAGUAGUAGCUAGUCGAAACUUUGCCAAAAGGCAUUCUAUAUGCAUGUGAACAAAGCACUUUAUAUAAGUGCCUAAAAAUAUAUGUGCAAUAUUUAUUAAUUAGAAUGACUCAUAAACAAAUGUUAAGUAGUGGGUUAAGGAGAUACCAUUGUUCAUGUGUUCAGGGUGAGUGAUUUGUAGCAAGUAAAUACUGCCCUACUUUUUAUUCCAUCUCGUACACCUGUGAGCAUGAAAGAAUGACUGUUAUAGUGACUUACAAGCAUUCUUGCUGUGAAGUUAUUUAUUUUCGGACUAGUAUCUUUGAGACCUUAUAGGUAAUGGACUGUAUAGAAUUUCACGUGAUGUGCAUCACAUCAUUGUGCGACUGGUGUGAGUUGCUUGAAGUUCAAGCCAUCUUAAACUUGUGACAAAGCAUGAAGAUAUGAGUAUUGUCUGCUGUUUUUGUUUCUAAUUUAUGGUCAUUUCAAUAUUCCCAUGUUACAUGGAUUAUUUAUUCUAGCAUAAGUUACUUUAAGAAAAUGUUGUUAUUAUGUACAUUUUUGAUUGCCUUUUUUAAAAGGCAUGCGAUGAUGUACUUACUGUUGUGCAGUGUUGUCCUUUUAGACAGGGUGGUCCACCGAAGUAAGUCCUCUACGAACAUUCUUAAAAGCCUGUGAUUAUCGAUUCAUUCCCCAUAUUUUCUGGAGGCUUAACAAGUUAUUGGCAGUAAGUGGUCCCCUGGUCUGGUGCCCUAAGUUUUUAUUGGAAAGACUGGGAGGCAAACACACAUUGCUCAUGACAGUACUGUUAUCACAGAUUAAUGACUACUGCUAAUUUUGAAAACUCAUUCCAAUUCAUAUGUAUGACUUAUCAUGUGGUCUGAUUUCUUCUGAAAAGUACUUUUAAAACCCCCUAAACCCAUUUUCUCCAAUUAUUCCCAUUUUGAUGCAGGUCAUAUUCUGUGUUACAUUUGAUGAGCUUUGUGUGGAAAUACAAUUGCUCAAAAUGAUUAUUGCCAAAUACUUAAUAGCUGCAGAACAGAGAAGUAGCUAGUCACAUGAAACUGGUGAAAUUCACCAGUUUCACUAGAGUAUGACUGGGUGUUUGCUUUUUCUAGGAAACUUAAAUCAGUUUCGUGAAGGUGCUGAGAAAGAUGUGUGAUAUGAUUCUAAAAUUAGACAUGAUGAAACUUACUUGACAUCUAGACCUAUUCUCGGUUUGAAUCAUGUAUUUUUUUAUUGAUUCCUGUAAAUUUUAUAUUCAUAAGUAAUUUAGAUGUCUCCCUUAGGCUGUGACAGUAACAUCAUGAAAAUGGAAAAAAAACAACAAAAAAAACUCAAAUAUUUAUGGAUGAUGUUAUGAUGUUGAAGUUAGUCAGUAUCCAAGAAGUUUUAUGACUGUUUCAAAGUGCCUUCAAUCAAGAUUUUAUUUGUGAUUCUUAGCUAAUUUUAGACAAGAAUUAUUUGUUGAUUAUGUAAACAUUUUAUGAAGAUGUAGUUGAGUCCCUCCAGAAACCUAUCCACUCUGUUAGUGUCCACAGACUUUGAUUUAAUUUGCUCAAGCUGUUUUGUGUGGCAUUCAGUCAGGGUGGAAGAAAUCUUUUUACCUAUUCCAAUGGAGGAACCUGUACAUUCAUGGUUUUGAAUAUGUAUGUUAAGACAUAUCAUGCACUGAGUGAAAAUGAAAAAGCAAACCAGAACCCUCUGGUUUUUUAAAGAAAUAAUAAGCAGGUGAUUAUGUAUCAUUUAAUUGAUGUGUAGUGGAAUCCCAAGGAUAGGAUUUCUUUUGAUGCUUGAGCCUGAAAAGAAAAGAUCUCAUUGUGAUAUGUACUUCACUGCCAUUCUGGCUUAUUGGAGGUUUUUUUUUUCUGAUUUGUAAACUAAUUGUGAGGAGCUAAUGGGUGUAUUUUGGGACAGAAUGGGCAUUGAACCUGUCCUGACCUCUGCACUGAGUAUUGCUGGAUUUUGUGAAAGGAAAGGGUAGAUACAGAUGAGGGUUGACACUUGUGUGACUUUGUACUUUCUUCCUUUGGCAAUUAAGUUUUCAAAUGAACUUCUGUAAAGUUAUCAAAUUUUCUGUGGAGUUUUUAUCAGCCAGAUAUUUAUCAGCUUUUGAAAAAACUUGUCUAAUUACAGAGAGAUACUUUUGAGAGAGAAGCAUUAUCAAAGAGAAAAAAAGUCAUUCUAAUGUGUCAAACCCCUUUACAAGGUUGUGUCUGUUUACCUUUGUUAUGUAGCUCCAAUGGCGUCAGAAGGUAGAAACAAAAUUCUGGAGGUCAUUAACUUUCUGUACAUAACAUAGUAACUUAGGAUUUUAGGUCAACUAAUAGUAACAAAAAGUUUAGUCAGGUUUAAAGAAAAAUAUAGUAUACUGUAGAGGUUCUAUACUUGAAAGAAGUACUUAUGUUAGUUCCCAUGAGAAACAUUGAAUUGCUUAAAUGUUCUCUAUGUAGAGAAUGAAAGUAUUGUAUGUGUAAGGAAAUGUAAAUACAACUGACAUGGAAUGAAA
This is a messenger RNA of Frankliniella occidentalis (western flower thrips), 5088 nucleotides long. RefSeq names its product protein boule. The record is from RefSeq and is a predicted model, not a curated record. The transcript has 9 exons. Bases 381 to 2165 code for a protein of 594 amino acids. Lineage: Eukaryota; Metazoa; Arthropoda; Insecta; Thysanoptera; Thripidae. Gene Ontology annotation, molecular function: RNA binding.